AGAUGUUCUCCUUUUUGAAUUUAUUCGAAAAAGGAGUAAUUCUCUUGAUAAUUUUUCUUUUCAUUUUAAAACAAACAAAUUCAUCAACAACCCCAGACAAUGGGGAAACAACAACAAUUUUGUCUUCAAAAUCGGAAAACAAAAUUGUAUUACCUUGGGACCAGGAUUAUACCAAAAUGACCGAACAUAAACGAGAAAAACGCGAAUUUCUCGCUUUAUCAGGAAUAUUAAUUCUAGUUAUUUGGAGUUUCACGCUUGGGCCAUUUACCCAAAUGCAAAUUACAAGCAGAGUUAAUAUGAUUGGAUCAUUUCAAGAAAAGGGGUGUAUUUACAGAUUUAUAACCAAUGGCUUCAAAAAUUAUUGUGCCCCUACGGAAAAGGAGAUAAAUGAUAAACAUUUAAUUCAACAAAUUUUUAUGAUACUUUUCAAACAUAUAACUAAAACUGCUGCCAACCUUCUUCGUUAUUUACAUUCUCACACCUUUGGAUUGAUAAACAGAUCAGAAUUCAAAAUUGAAGAAAAUUUUACUCUUCGAGAGGAUUUUUUUCUUUUCCUUUUUAGACACCAAUUAGUUCCUAUUGGGUAUGUCCCAGAGGUUCUUUUAACAGAAAAGGACGAAAAAGCCUGGAAGAUAUAUGAAAAUUUUGUUCAAGGAACAAAAACAGAUGAAAGCAUGCAUUGCGAUGAAAUUUCAAAGGAGUGGGAAAAUAAAAAGAAAACUAAAAAAUUAAAAGAAUUUGAUCCUUCUAAAUUGGAAAAUAUUUUAAAAUGUGGAUGUAACAAUUUAUUUAGUAAUUGGGGUGAUUUAGAAACUGGACAAAUAAAAAAGAAAAUAUCGGCCAAAGACUGUUUAGAACUUUUGCAAAUUUUGAAACCAAAUGAAGAAAUUUCGUAUUCAUUACAAGGUAAUAUACCCAUUGGGAAUUUAAAUGUCUAUAAAAGAAUGGGGCAGGAAUUUCGAUUUUUGCCUUCCAAUUUGGCAAAACAAAAAAUUAUCUGA
This is a messenger RNA of Meloidogyne enterolobii, 1001 nucleotides long. NCBI's taxonomy places the organism in Eukaryota, Metazoa, Nematoda, Chromadorea, Rhabditida, Meloidogynidae. The record is from the annotation of a GenBank genome assembly.